AUGCUUCUCUUCCAGCAGCAACCACCCCUGCAGGUACACAGCCCACUUGGUUUUACGAUACACUGGUGGCGAGACCUGCUCGCGUUGGCUCUCCGACGGCGACAGUUGAAAGAGCUGAUCGCCCAACGUACCUUUACUGAAGAAGUACCUUUGACCUUGCACUGUGGGCACACAGUUGGUUCUAUCUGCCUCAAUGAGUGGCUUAACGGAGGACAACCACCUAAACAGACAUGUCCUUUUUGCCGAACCAAAGUCUACCAAACAGUUUUUCGAAGGUUGGACCAAGAUAUCGAGGACGCAGCGCUUCGCGGAAUAGUGGACGGUGUUCGGAUUGCCGAUACCAGUACUCAAGGCCUUCUUCGAGACCAAAUUCUUGAAGACAGACGUAUCGAAGGGCUCAUCUACUUCAAAUUAACGAAGAUGCCCAGUCAAUUCUUGGAUACCGAUAACUACAAAAUAUCCAAGCCUCAAGCCAUGGACUGUAUCCUAAAUGCCAUAGGAUUGUACCUAAUGCACGCAAGCUCGAAGGAAGACAAGUCACGCCCCUCCCGCUAUGGGUCUUUAAUGACUGAACUACUCAAGUAUCGACAACGCAACUGUCCGAUUGAGCUCAGAGCCUACCGGAUUGAACUAGAAAAAGCCAUCCAGACUGCCAUCUUCUUAGCUUACUGGCUCAAAAUUCCCUAUUCGAACAAAUCGAUUCUUUUAAAACAGAUCAUAGAGAAGGACGGUCAAGUUGGGUUUGACCCACAUCCGGAAGAUGGCGACGACAUGAUUCGAGUUGCUCGAGCUGCCCCAAGAUUACUGCUGGCUUUGUAUUGGGGUACAAGUCCCUCGGCAUCAAGAUUUUGGAGGCUCGAUGUUCAGCAGCUUCUCAAGGCUGAUGUUCAAUUACGCGGACACUAUGAUGGCAGUAACGUCUAUGAGCGCAUGGAAGACAUUCCAGCCCACGUAAGUUUCAGAAAACCGUUGGUAAAAAAGGUUCUGGAGAGUUGGGGCAUUACGGACGUGGAGGCAAAAGCGAGUUUUAAUGACUGCAAAUAUUCUCGGGGUAGAUGGGUCAUCGACCCAUCGGGUGGUUGGUAA
This is a messenger RNA of Bacidia gigantensis, 1086 nucleotides long. RefSeq lists its product as uncharacterized. The record is from RefSeq and is a predicted model, not a curated record. The transcript has 2 exons. Bases 1 to 1086 code for a protein of 361 amino acids. Lineage: Eukaryota; Fungi; Ascomycota; Lecanoromycetes; Lecanorales; Ramalinaceae.